Triticum turgidum subsp. durum (durum wheat) is the source of this 1284-nucleotide messenger RNA. Lineage: Eukaryota; Viridiplantae; Streptophyta; Magnoliopsida; Poales; Poaceae. The record is from the annotation of a GenBank genome assembly.
AUGGAUCCCACGGCGCCGCAGCGCGGCACCAAGCGCCCCCUGCCCGCGACCGCCGCCGGGGACGAAGACGAUGACCGCUCCGCCCUCGGGGACCGCAAGGUGCGGUUCCCCAAGGGGAAGAAGGCCAAGUACCGCGACCCUGCUGCCGCUGGCAGCAGCGGGGAGGGGGGCGCCGCCGCGGAGGACAUCGACGAGCUGAUGAACCCCGAGCUCGCGGCGGUGAAGCGAGCGCGACGGCGCCACCGCAGGGAAGGGGACGACGCGCAGGGCACCGCCAACGUCAAGGGCUUCGAAAUGCGCUACAAGGACGACGCCAACUUUAUCGAUGAUGGUAUUGAGAUAGAACCUUUUAACUUGGAGCAAGAGAGGGAAGAAGGAUACUUUGAUGAAAAUGGGAAUUUUGUGGAGUUUGCAAGAGGCAACGAUAUGAAGGAUGCCUGGUUGGAUAAUGUUGAAGUAGACACCAAAUUUGCUGGAAAGGUUCAAAAGAAAAAAGACAAAGAAGAGGAGUUCCAGGACCUUUCUUCUGAUGAUAUUGGAAAGAUAAAAAGGAGAAUAGCAAACAUGCUUGAACCAGCAGAAACGAUAAUUCAGGCUUUGAAACGAUUGAAGAGUACAUCUACUGACAAUCGGGGAAGAAUGACUGAGGGGACCAAGCACAUAUUUGAUGAGCUGACAGAAGCUGCCAUGAAUCUAAUGGAGAAUGGGGAGUACAAUGUAUAUUCAGAUGAUCGGGAGACAUUUGUACGUGAGGCUGAGGGUUAUGAACGUCUAGCACGUGCCCGACUUGGCAUACCAGAAGUUGAAGAAGAUAUAUUUGCAGACGCCACAGAGAGUGGCCCGACUACCACGUCCUUACUGGAGAUGGACAGUGGUCCUUCAGCUGCCAAUACCUCUGCGACAACUGCUAUAGCAAAUGAUGAUGAUAAUAACUUUGACAUGUUCGGUGAAAAUGACGACACUGAUGUCAAUCCUGAUUCUGAUGCAAAAACUUUAGAUUCAGGUUCCAAUCCCGAGCCAGUACCACAAGAUGCUUCUGGAACCUCAGGUGCUGAAAAGGUUGGUAAUGGAAGUGCAGACUCAGAUUAUGUCUACGAUCCAUCGUCAGGUUACUAUUACAGCAGCAGCACAGGCUAUUACUAUGAUGCUGCAUCUGGGUGUUAUUGCGCUGCAUCUACAGGAACCUGGUACUGGUACGAUGAACAAUCAGGCACAUACACAGAAAUGCACGGCGAACAAACCGGCAUGCACAAAGAAGUAGAGGGAGAGGGGGUCAAGGAGUAG